AUGCCUUCCAUCCACAGACUCUUUUCGCGCAGCGACUACGCUGAGGCGGUCGGCCGAGAUGAGGACAAGUCCAUCAGCGGUGAAGACAACGUCCUUGACUACAUGAUCAUCCUCCUCGGUCUUCUCUUUCUUGCCCUGCUCUGCGGCUCCGUUCUAUUCCUUCUUCGCAGACACCGUCACAAGCAACAAAUUCGCCAGAAUGAGGGUCUGCCGUCGUACAAUGAGGUGAAGGGCAACCGCAACCACAACAACCUCACCAUCGAGACAACCCAAAAUGGCCGGUCAUCCAUUCUCGUUAUCAGCCGCGAUGGCCAGCCCAUGCUUGCCAACCCCAACUCCCCGCCAGCGUCUCCUGACAACGUGCCUGAGAUCCGCAUCACCUUCCCUGACGAACACGACGAGAAGGGUGAGCGGAAGAGCGGUCGUGUUGUCGUUGUCCGUGUUGGCGAUGGUGGCGUGGUCGGGUUGGAGCCCGUCCGGGAGGAACAGCUUCCUGCUUAUGAGAAAGAGAACAAGUCCGACUUCUACUCCAUCGACAUGGACCAGAUUGGUGGUCUGAAGGAGAAGGAAUAUCGUUAA
Molecule: messenger RNA, 579 nt
Organism: Sodiomyces alkalinus F11
Lineage: Eukaryota; Fungi; Ascomycota; Sordariomycetes; Glomerellales; Plectosphaerellaceae
Exons: 1
Coding region: 1-579 (192 amino acids)
Source: RefSeq, a predicted model, not a curated record